Messenger RNA from Lolium rigidum, 836 nucleotides. RefSeq lists its product as uncharacterized. Bases 72 to 836 code for a protein of 254 amino acids. The record is from RefSeq and is a predicted model, not a curated record. The transcript has a single exon. Lineage: Eukaryota; Viridiplantae; Streptophyta; Magnoliopsida; Poales; Poaceae. Gene Ontology annotation, molecular function: protein binding.
CACCCCUGUUCGUUCGUCGCUUGCAAACUCAAACCUUGGCAAUCUCCGCGCCGCAAACCCUAGCCGCCGCCAUGGCCUUCCUCGCCGGCGCAUCCUCCAUCCGCAGCCCCUUCGCCAUCGCCUUCCCCUCCCGACGACGGCACGAUCUCCCGACGGUUGUCAAAGCCACCGCCGCCAGCUCCAAUUCGGUCUCCCCCCACCUCCUCAUCUCCUCCCUCCGCCUCGCCGCCUCCGCCGCGGUCCUCCUCGCGGCCACCUCCCCGGCCAUCGCCUGCACGCCCUCCCCGCCCCCUCCCCCCGCCCUCACCGCCACCGUCUCACCCGAUGACGCCGUCCAGGACGACUCCGAGUCCCACCCCUUCGAGAAGCUCAUCGUCGAGACCGCCGCCCUCUCCCGUUUCGGCGGCGCGGAGGCCGCGCUGGCCCGCCUCUCCGCCGCCGGGGUCGGCGAGCACUGCGCCCGCCUCCUCGCCGCGCAGGCGCUCUUCGUGGACGGCAAGGUGGACGAGGCGAUCGCCGCCUUCGAGGAGCUCGCGCGGGAGGACCCAAGCGACUACCGGCCCCUGUUCUGCCAGGGCGUGCUGUACUCUGUUCUAGGCAGGGCGGCGGAGUCGGAAUCCAUGCUCGAGCGCUGCCAGCUGAUCGCCGGCGACAAAUUCGUCACUAAUUUCACAAUGCCGGUCUCAGAAGUAGAGCCAGAGGCCGAGCCCAUGACAGAGGCAGAACCCAUGACGGAGAAGACGGAAACAGAGGCGGAUGGGGAAACAGAAGCUGAGGCAGAGUCAGCGUCUGUGACAGAGAAGAUCGAAACAGAGGCGGAAGGGGAGAAGCUGUGA